CCCGCCUACUCUUGACGCACUGAGCUGCGACGUCAUGUCCGUGUUUGCGGAAACCCGACAUAACAAACGCAGGAACCUUCAGAUGGAUGAAAACAUGUCAGAGAUCCUGAAACAUGGAAACUCUGAGUUCAACCAGAAGAACUUCACUCAGGCCGAGGAGCUGUACUCACACUUCAUCACUUCCUGUUCACACUCCAGGAAAUGUGAUGCUGCUAGUUUGGCCACAGCUUACAACAACCGCGGACAGAUAAAGUACCUCCGGGUGGAUUUUCAUGAAGCGGUGGAGGAUUACACUUCUGCUAUUCAGACUGACUGUCACUUUGAAAUACCUUUCUACAACAGAGGACUUAUUCGAUACAGACUGGGUUUUUUUGACGAUGCCGUGAGUGACUUCCAGCAGGCGUUGAAGCUCAAUCCAGAGUUUGAAGAUGCCAAAGUGAGUCUGCGACAGACGCUUCUGGACCAGCAGGAGAAGACAAACAGAGGAUACUGACAAUCUCAUAAACUACAGAGAGCGAGUUUUAUUAACCUGAAGUCUGGUGCAAGUUUUCAUUCUUGUAUCUGAAAGUGUUUUAUAAUGUGGCACACAAACAUUGUAGCUGAAGAUCACAUGACGGCUACAAAGCAUUAAAUCCUCUGCUGUUUGAACACAUGACGGAGGAGGCAGACAUCCCACCGGAUCAGGCGCGACGCUAAUAUGGAUUUUUAUGAAGCAGAGCAUUUUUGAUUCCUUUCCUGCACAAUCUCCAGCCUCGUUCAGUUGGCCAAACAAUAUAAUGGCCUCAUAAAUGAAAGUAUAUCAUCGUGUAAGUCUGUGAAUGGAGAGUGCAGACGAAUCGACCGAGGUGCAGCGGACAAAACAACAGACUGUCAGUAAUAAACGAUUGUUCCCCACCUUGAAGUCACUGGAAGGAUGGUUGUGACCAUAACCAAACAAUAAUCAAAUGUUAGCAUGAAGUAAAAAUGAGGCGUCUCACUGGUGCAAUGGAAAACAUGUCAGUAAUGGAUCGAUUAUUUAGGUCGUGCUUUUCAAGCUGACAAACAAAAAAUUUGCUCAUUUGUGAUUCUGAUUUUUUAGAAAUUUGUGACGAGCCCUUUGGACUUUCUACAGACAAAAUUCAUCAAUUAAUUGAGAAAUUAAAUUGCAGUUUAAUUGAUAAUGAAUGUAAUUGUUAAUUGUUAAUGCAGAUAUAUAUGAUGUCAAACACAUGUAGGUUUGUAUAUAAUGAGUACACAAUAAAUUAUUUUU
Molecule: messenger RNA, 1249 nt
Organism: Paralichthys olivaceus (Japanese flounder)
Lineage: Eukaryota; Metazoa; Chordata; Actinopteri; Pleuronectiformes; Paralichthyidae
Gene: ttc32
Product: tetratricopeptide repeat domain 32
Molecular function (GO): protein binding
Source: RefSeq, a predicted model, not a curated record